Messenger RNA from Arachis ipaensis, 737 nucleotides. Lineage: Eukaryota; Viridiplantae; Streptophyta; Magnoliopsida; Fabales; Fabaceae. The record is from RefSeq and is a predicted model, not a curated record.
UUUAUCCUCCAGCUAUGCACAAUAUUUCCAAAACUAGUCAACAAUUUCACAACAAAAUAAAAUGAAUUAAUAUUUAAAAAAGGAAAAGGAAAACCCCCUUCACACAUAUUCAUCAACUUGACAAAGACAUCAAACAGAUUAGUCUUAAAAUGUCUUCUUGUCAUCUUGUGUGUUCUAUAUAAUAGUCUAGAAUGCUUGGAGAGGAAGUUAAGAUUUUUAUGCUCUGUUUGGACAUAGUUGUAAUUUUAAUUUCCUUUGAGCUCUGAGUUACAUUCACCCUGAAAAUUAAAUAACAUGAAGCAAAAGAUUGUGAUGAAGGUGCAAAUGAAGUGCCACAAGUGUAGGGCUAAAGCACUCACCGUUGCUUCAGGAACAAACGGUGUGGAUUUUGUGGGAAUAGAAGGGAAAGAAAAAGAUGAAGUGGUGGUGAUUGGGGAUAAUGUGGAUGCAGCCAAAUUAACACGCUCUAUGAGGAAAAAAGUUGGACACACUGAUCUUAUCAUGGUUGCUCAGCUUAAACCCAAAUAAAAAUCAUAUACAUAUAUACAUGCCAAAUUAAAAAAAAAAAUGCUCAGGGCUAGUUUAUUACAUUGAUUCCAUUUGUACAUAAUAAGUUCUUUAGUUAAUUAUAUUUUGGGUUUUUUUUUUCUCCUCCUCUUCCUUAUUAUUAUUGUUUGUAUCCAUAGGAAAUUAAUGCAGAAUAAUUAUAUAUAUGGAGUUAAUUACCUUGUGUGUCU